Molecule: messenger RNA, 849 nt
Organism: Zasmidium cellare ATCC 36951
Lineage: Eukaryota; Fungi; Ascomycota; Dothideomycetes; Mycosphaerellales; Mycosphaerellaceae
Exons: 6
Coding region: 1-849 (282 amino acids)
Biological process (GO): mycotoxin biosynthetic process
Source: RefSeq, a predicted model, not a curated record
AUGGACAGCAGAUCCGAGUCUGAAGACGGGGUGGAGGAAGAGAAGACUCCCAUGAUAGGUUCUGCUGGAAAGCCGUCGAGACUCAAAAGGGCCCAGAGAUCAUCUUGGACAAUCCCGCUCGUGUUGGGAAUAAUCACCGUGCUCCUCGCAGCCAACGCUGUACUCCUCUCUCUCUGGCUCUGGUUCCCACGAGAUUUCGACGCAGCAUGCGUCAAGCACACAUCCGCAGUCUGGUCCCCCGUCAUGGACGACAUCCACCUCAGCUACCAACCCACACGCUUCGAAGGCAACCCCUUCAUCCAAUCGAAAUACGUGCAAGACCCCGGGCCAGAGGUGGACCAAGCGUGGGCAGAUCUAGGUGUACACCUCAAGUUCACGUCCAUCGUCCCCGAGGAACGCGGACCAGAGGCCGGAAUCGACCCAUCGUCGAUCAAAGUCAACGCCUCGCUAGGCGGAGGGUACAUCACGACCGUGCGAGUGAUCCAUCAGCUCCACUGUCUGAACAUGGUCCGUCAGGCGCUGUCGUGGAAUGUCGACUAUUAUCGCAGCCGCAAGGUGGAACCUUGGAACAAAGUCGAUUGGGUCGCUCGCGCUCAUGUCGAUCACUGCUUGGACAUGGUUCGACAACAGAUCCAGUGCGACAGCGAUGUCGGCAUGUUGGCCACACGGUGGGUUCAGGAAGAAGGCGAGGCGAUCAAUUUUAUCCCGGAGUUUAGUACGACGAAAGUGUGCAAAAACUAUGAUGACGUUCUCGAGUGGGUGGUCAGUCAUGAGAGGGAUCUGAGUUUGACGCCGGCAAUCCGUGACGGCGACGUGGUCCUCAGCGACCCGAGACACAUCGAGAGGUGA